Molecule: messenger RNA, 657 nt
Organism: Hirsutella rhossiliensis
Lineage: Eukaryota; Fungi; Ascomycota; Sordariomycetes; Hypocreales; Ophiocordycipitaceae
Product: ras family domain-containing protein
Exons: 8
Coding region: 1-657 (218 amino acids)
Biological process (GO): signal transduction
Cellular component (GO): plasma membrane
Molecular function (GO): GTPase activity; GTP binding; GDP binding
Source: RefSeq, a predicted model, not a curated record
AUGACGAGGCGAUACCACCACAUGUCAAGCAGCCGCGAGCUGCACGUCGUCGUCCUCGGCGCAGGCGGCGUCGGCAAGAGCUGUCUCACCGCCCAGUUUGUUCACAAUGAGUGGAUCGAGAGCUAUGAUCCUACCAUUGAGGACUCGUAUCGCACCCACAUCCAGGUCGACGGUCGCCAGGUCGUGCUUGAGAUCCUCGACACUGCAGGCACGGAGCAGUUCGUUGCCAUGCGGGAUCUCUACAUGAAGACGGGUCAAGGCUUUCUCCUCGUCUUCAGCAUCACCUCACCCUCGUCCCUCAACGAGCUGGCCACUCUACGCGAGGAAAUCAUCCGCAUAAAGGACGACGAAAACGUUCCCAUGGUCAUUGUCGGCAACAAGGCUGACCUGGAAGAGUCUCGCGCCGUCCCCCGGGCCAAGGGCUUCUCCAUCUCCCAGCGCUGGGGCGCCCCCUACUACGAGUCGAGCGCCAGGACGCGCACAAAUGUCGACGAAGUCUUUGUCGACCUGUGUCGCCAGAUGCUUCGCAACGACGACCACCACCUGUCGUCAACAUCCGACGGCGGCCUCAAGAUGGAUCCCAUGCGCGGCUCCCACAAGCGCAACCGUCGCAUACGCAUCAGAGACCACAACCACCCACGUUGCACCAUCCUCUAA